Messenger RNA from Chenopodium quinoa (quinoa), 2392 nucleotides. RefSeq lists its product as uncharacterized. NCBI's taxonomy places the organism in Eukaryota, Viridiplantae, Streptophyta, Magnoliopsida, Caryophyllales, Amaranthaceae. The record is from RefSeq and is a predicted model, not a curated record. Bases 698 to 2047 code for a protein of 449 amino acids. The transcript has 4 exons.
UUGAAGUAUAUUUUCACUCAUUUAAUUCCUUUUACUUCAAGGCAUAUAACUUCUUAUAUGCUCAAAUUAGUUAGGGAUAAUUUGCAUUAAUUCACAAUUAAAUUAAGUAUAGAUUAGCUUAGAACCAUAAACUAAGAUAAAUUAGGUUCAUGGAUAAAAAAAUAAAAAUAAAUAAAAACUACGAAGUAAGAUGGUUCUAUAAAAUAUGAGUGGAUCAAGUCCAUGCGAUUUCAAUUUUUUAAAAUAUCAUGUUGAUCUUUAUGGGUGAAGUUCAAUUAUUAAUAAUGCUCUUGAAUUUCAAUGGAAUAAUUUACAAAAUUAAAUUGAUUGCAUAAUCGAGUCUAACUUUCGUUUCCCCUAAAAUUUAAAUUCAUAAUCCAAAUAAGUUCAGAUCGGAAAAAAUAAAAUACUCGUACAAGCGUACGGCCUCAAUUCAAAUAUACACAGACACAAGGUACACAACUCAAAACAUUCUGCUUUUGUGCAUUUUAUUCAAACUAUUGCCGCCCACAAUUCUAACUGAAUUGAAUUCUUCCAGGAAAAUCAAUAUGAACCCUAAUUCCAUCUAACGAUUCAAACCCAAAUUAUCGAAUUAAUCUUCGAAACUAAAAUUCAAAGGUAAUUAAUUUGGGGUUCCCGGAAAAGGGGAGGAAUUCGUCAAAAUUAGGGUUCAUAAUUUACACUCAAAUUCCAGAAAAUGCAAUUAGGUGAUCUUAACAAAGUAUGGGAAACCAGAGCUUUGAAAAGGAAACCGCGACAAGAUGAAGCAAAGCAAAUUCUUGAGCGCAUUGCUAAACAGGUUCAACCCAUUAUGCGCAAACAUAAUUGGCGGGUUAAAGUUCUCUCUGAAAUGUAUCCCAAGAGGAAUGAACUUCUUGGAUUGAAUGUUAAUCGUGGGGUAGAAGUAAAGUUGAGGCUUCGGAGACCUGACAGGGAGUUAGAGUUUUACUCAUUUCAUGAAGUAUUGGAUACAAUGCUUCACGAGCUUUGCCAUAAUGCCCAUGGUCCUCAUAAUGCGAGUUUCUAUCAGCUAUGGGAUCAGCUUAGAAAGGAAUGUGAGGAAUUGAUGUCCAAUGGAAUAUCUGGAACAGGAGAAGGUUUUGAUCUUCCUGGAAAACGUUUAGGUGGGUUUUCUCGCCAGCCACCUCUAGCUUCCCUCCACAAAACAGCCGUUGCUGCUGCUGAAAACAGAAAACGUCUGAAUUCCCUUCUACCAUCUGGACCUUUACGGCUUGGUGGUGAUAAAAACAUAAUGUCUGCAUUAAGCCCUGUUCAAGCUGCUGCCAUGGCAGCUGAAAGGAGACUACAGGAUGAAAUAUGGUGUGCUUCCGUUUCUGGUGGCUUUGCUGAAGAUUUGGGGGAUUCUGAUCUCUUGGAAACAGGGGGGCCGUGUGGGCCAGCUGCUGCCAGUGCAAAUACCUCUGAUAGUAACAACGCAUCUUGGAACAGGUCUCAGAAUGAUGUUACAAAUCUCAUUGAUUUAAGCAACAAUGUAAAUUCUACCUCAACUAAUUUUCAUAACACAACAUCAAGUAAAAGAUCCAUUGGUUCCCAUGCCAGUUCAUCUGCUAGUGCCAGUUCAAAUUCUAACAAUGUCUCUGGAGCUGCAGCAUCUCGGAAAAGGUCUUGGAAUUGUGACAUUACCAAUCUAAUUGAUUUAAGCAACGAUGAAAAUUCUGCCUCAGUUGAUGCUUAUGGCGCAAAAUUAAAUAAAGGAUCCAUUGGCUCCAAUGCCAGUUCAUCAUCUGUAUCCAUGAGCGCCUCAUCCUCUGGGCUGACAACUAAUCUUGAUGCGGGGAACACGCAUGGCGAAUCUGCCACAUGGACUUGUGAAACAUGCACCCUGUUGAACCCUCCACUGGCUCUAGUAUGUGAAGCAUGUGAAACCCUGAAGCCGAAAGAUAUAUCAGUGAAGUAUAAAUUCUGGUCCUGUAAAUUCUGUACCUUAGAGAAUAGCGUGAAACUGGAGAAAUGUUCAGCAUGCGGUGAAUGGAGAUAUUCGCGAGGUCCUCCAUUGUCGUCACUGCCUCCUAAUCUCGGCACUUGACUGGUACAGUUGAAGUUAGGGUGUUUUGGCAGUUUGUAAAUCUUUCAGUUGCUAAAUGUCUGCCAAUGCAUAUGAUAUUUGCCUUGGUUUAUUUAUGAGAUGGUGUUUUAGGGCUCCUGUUAAUGCAAAGAUGCUGUUGGAAAGCUACGAGAAAGAUAGUGAAUAUUUUUGGUACUUAUUUGUAAAUUGGGCUUCAUUAAGUCUCAUAUUGGUCGACCUAAUUGUAGAACUAAUUUCUACAUAAUUUUGAUACUCGCUCUCCAAGAGAUGCUGAAGCUGUAAAGAUGACAUUCAUUGUGCCUAUUUUGGCUAUUGUUAUGAAUCAAGGAGAAAUUUAUAUGUGAA